CCCAGGCUGCAAGAAUGGCUUGUGCUGUAGAUCCCAGCAGCAACAAGAACAGCUUGCUGAUGCUUCCUGAGAGAGUGAAGAAGAUCACCAGGAUUCCUGCUUCGUGGUGGGCGUACGCAUGGAGUAUUGGAAGAGAAGAUCAAAGGAGAGCCAUUCAUGCUCUCAAGGUUGGGACAGCUCUCACACUAGUCUCGCUCUUGUAUAUACUAGAACCGUUGUUCAAAGGAGUGGGAAAGAAUGCAAUGUGGGCUGUCAUGACGGUUGUUGUUGUGCUCGAAUUUACCGCAGGUGCAACCAUAUGCAAAGGUCUGAAUAGAGGGUUCGGAACAGUCAUAGCGGCAUCUCUAGCAUUUAUCAUUGAACUUGUAGCAGUAAGAUCUGGAAAAGUUUUCCGCGGUUUCUUUGUGGCAUCUUCAGUAUUUCUGAUAGGUAUGUACCUUGUAAAAUUGGAAUUUAGGAUGGCCAAAUUAAUAGUAUCUUAUGCCGUAGCAUUUUCAAUGACAGGAUUCGCGGCAACAUAUUUGAGAUUCUUCCCAUCCAUUAAGAAGAAUUAUGAUUAUGGUGUGGUGAUUUUUUUGCUAACCUUCAAUCUGAUAACGGUCUCAAGCUUCCGCCAGGAGAACAUACUGCCUUUAGCACGAGAUCGCUUGAGUACAAUUGCCAUAGGGUGUGCCAUAUGCCUCUUUAUGAGCCUCUUUGUGUUGCCAAACUGGUCGGGAGAGGACCUCCACAGCCGCACUGCGCACAAAUUUGAAGGAUUGGCAAGAUCAGUUGAAGGUUGUGUGAAUGAGUAUUUCCGAGAUCAAGAGAAGCAUGAUAACAUUCUUGAUAAGCAGACAUCGAGAGCUUCCAUUCAUACUGGGUAUAGAGAAGUACUAGACUCAAAAUCAAGUGACGAGUCCCUGGCACACUAUGCAAGCUGGGAGCCAAGACACUCAAUGCAGUGUUACAGUUACCCAUGGCAAAAGUAUGUGAAGCUCGGAUCUGUGCUUAGACACUUCGCAUAUACUGUCGCUGCACUUCAUGGAUGCCUUGAAUCAGAAAUUCAGACUCCGACAUCCGUCAGAUCACUAUUUCGAACCCCAUGCACUAGAGUUGCACGAGAGGUGACCAAGGUUCUACAGGAGCUUGCAGACAGCAUAAGAAAUCACCAUCGUUGUGCCCCUGAUGUGUUGUGCGAUCAUCUUCAUGAAGCACUACAGGAUCUAAACUCAGCAAUAAGGUCACAACCACGGCUAUUUCUCGGCUCAAAACAUGGAUCUGCCAAUAGUCGUAUGCUAAUGGAACUGAAUUCAAGCAAGCAUGCCACCUCAAGAACUGCUCUGCCCUCAUUCAAGACUGAUACAGCAUCGAUAUUAGAAAGGAAGAACACAAAAGCAGAUCAACCAUCAGAACGCAGUGAGAGGAGCACAUUAGGGCGGACGCUAAGUAAGAUAGCUAUCACGAGCCUUGAGUUCUCUGAAGCACUACCAUUCGCUGCUUUUGCUUCGUUACUGGUAGAAAUGGUAGUACGACUGGAGUUGGUUAUUGAGGAAGUAAAGGAACUGGAAAGGGCUGCAAAUUUUAAAGAGUUCACUCGCCAUGACCAUCUGACCAUUGAUAUCACUUGCAAGGAGGAGAAGAGAAACAAUGAUGGUGUGCGAUUAGGGAGCCACACAGUUUCUCCUGCAGCUGAAUAAACACUCAUGGGUAGAUCAAAGCAGCAGUGUAUAGAUCAUUCUGAAAAUAAUAUGUAUUUAUUCUUUGGUUAGAAAAAGAUGAGUGGUGUGAUUUCAAUAA
Triticum aestivum (bread wheat) is the source of this 1779-nucleotide messenger RNA. Its product is annotated as aluminum-activated malate transporter 12. The record is from RefSeq and is a predicted model, not a curated record. The transcript has 5 exons. NCBI's taxonomy places the organism in Eukaryota, Viridiplantae, Streptophyta, Magnoliopsida, Poales, Poaceae. Gene Ontology annotation, biological process: malate transport. Bases 15 to 1679 code for a protein of 554 amino acids.